Messenger RNA from Callithrix jacchus (white-tufted-ear marmoset), 27997 nucleotides. The record is from RefSeq and is a predicted model, not a curated record. NCBI's taxonomy places the organism in Eukaryota, Metazoa, Chordata, Mammalia, Primates, Cebidae.
GCAAUCUAUAAACUUGUUUUCUUCAGGAUAAUUUAAAAAAUUAAAUGAUGUGUUGAACAUACUACUAAAGGAACUUUACGUUUUGAUUAUGGCCUCUACACUGAAGAUCUGUAGGAAUUUUUCUGAUUAUUUUCAAAUCUUCCUAUGACCUCUCUUCAUAGAAAUAUCAUCUUUGAAAUAAUUUGUGUGAAUACAAAUCACAAAUGGAUGCACAUGAUCGUAUUACCAUAAUCACUAAUUUUAAGUCUCCUAGAUAUUUUCUAUAUCAUUUUUCUUGCUUAUGUCAGUAAUAUGAACAUGCUCUUCAUAUAACAGAAUAUUUAAUUACAUCAGUUUCCCAUCAGCCCACCAAAGUCACUUAAUUAUAUUGGUUAUUUCCAUUGAUUGGCAGGAGGCUCUUCCACUAACAGCUCCCAUGGUUUCUGUGUCAUCAUUUUUCUUGCCAGACCUAGUUCAUAGCCAGCUUCUCUUUUGUAAUCUGUUCUGUAUACUUUCUGUAUGCUGCAUUUUUAGGGAUUUCUUCAAGAACAUCAAGAACCUUUCUGUACAAUAUUCUUAGCCUCUUGUGUGGACUCUUGCACACAGCUAAUCCCACAAGGCCAGUGGUCUUCACACCUGCCCUGACAGCGCUAACGAGUCAAUGACCUGUGGUUGUAUUUUUAUGGAAUUUCUUUUUUUUUUUUUUGAGACGGAGUUUUGCUCUUGUUACCCAGGCUGGAGUGCAAUGGCGCGAUCUUGGCUCACCGCAACUUCCGCCUCCUGGGUUCAGGCAAUUCUCCUGCCUCAGCCUCCCGAGCAGCUGGGAUUACAGGCAUGCGCCACCAUGCCCAGCUAAUUUUUUUUUGUAUUUUCAGUAGAGACGGGGCUUCACCAUGUUGAGCAGGAUGGUCUCGAUCUCUUGACCUCGUGAUCCACCUGCCUCGGCCUCCCAAAGUGCUGGGAUUACAGUCUUGAGCCACCGUGCCCAGCCCUGGAAUGUUUUUCUUUAAAUCAAUGUCACGUUACUUGGACAUUCUAGAGCAGUUUUUCUCAGUCUUUUUAUAAAAGUAAGAUACUCUUUUAAUGUAAAAAAUUUCCAGACCCAAGUAUGAUUUAAAUUAUUUUUUUUAGAUUCUGUUGAGAAGCUCUAAUGACAGAAAAACUCUCUUAACAUUUUAGUGCAGCUUAUCUUUAUUAAAUGUAGCAGCUUCUUCAUAGACUUGCAAAAUAAUAGUACUUAUAUGUGUAAAUUUACUUGAUUUCUAGAUGCUUGAUGAGCAAAUGAAUAAGUAGAUCCCUUGAAAUAGCUCCCUGGAGAGCCUCUGCUCUAGAGGAAGACAUAUCCUGCAUAUGUAAUUCUAAAGUCUAAUGUCAGGAAAAGAAUGAUUAGACGAGUUCUGAACUGCAAGUGGAGUUCUGUAACUCCAGAGCUAAAAGCCACUGUAUGACAAGUUAGGAAGAUAUAUUUUCUUCCACCUGUUCAUACACUGAAUGGUUUCGAAAGCAGCCCUUGAUAUCACCUCAUUUUCCUCAUUUCAAAGAAUUCAGUUGGGGAAGAGAACACAAUCCACCAGAUUGUUAGAAACAUUUGAACAUACCUAAUGACUCUCCCUUGGCUCUUUUAAUUAAUCUACUGUGAUCUAUUAGAGAGAGGACUGGGUUUGUCAGCUAGGAGACUACAAACAUAAGGUCUUGGCUGUAAGCCCAACCUUGAUUAUGAUGAAAGAAAAAGAUAAGCUUCACACCUUGGUUUUUCCGCCUCUAAAACGGGUAGAGUAUCUUCCUUGUAUCUUCUUAGGAUGUGACACAAUGAUACCCAUAGGCAGCAGUUUCUUUCUUUUUAAUCAGUAAAAGUAAACAAAAACCUUUGUGAAGGUAGAAGCUAUUAAUAAGUACCAUAUAAAGGAAUAGGACCAUAAAUCUCGGGAAAUUCUAAGCAUUCUAAACGCUGCUUUUAGGCAGGGCAACAGCCAAAAGACCAGCUGGUAGAUUGAGACCUUCCUCAAAAACCUGGCUUUGUUCUCUUGUGGUUCCAUUUUCCUCUUUUCAAAUGGGGUCUAGUGGCUUAGUUGUGGUUAUUCCACAGUGAUGCCUCUUUUAUUGCUAUUCUUACAGUUCUGACAACAACAGCAUUCUUGCACCACUUAACUCUCCAAGAUGUAGGCAGGGGAGGCAGCUGCCUCAUUUCUGAUGUGCCUGUAUUACCUGCAGCAAAAGCAUCCCAGCGUUCUACCUUUGUCUAGGAGUUGGGGUUGGGAGCAGGUAUUCAGUUUAAGUUUUAUAUGCCAUCUGUAUAUUUUCAAAAACAUUUAAUAGGAUCUUUAUUUCAAGCUUUUAUAGCCCUUUCAAGUUGCUCUAGGGAACUUUCAGCAGUUUCUUAGCAAAACAGGUAGACAGUAAGUGUGAAUCAGCUGAGUCCAGGAAAGAAUGGGGUUUGGGAAGACCAUAUUGUUUGGAUUUUCUGCUAAUACUAAAACUGAAUUUUUACAACACAGGCAGGGAGAAUUACUGUCAUGUGGUGGGACCAGGUGGGAGAGGUGACAUAUGACUAAGUAAAUCAGCUGACCUCAGUUAAAGGGCUGUGACCAUCCAUACAAUGGAACCCGUACCUGGUCCAACUGUUGCUCAGUUGAGUGAGAUUCCCAUGUCUGAGGGGGUGAUUGGGGUGAUGAUGACUUUUGAUGGAACUGACCUUACACAGGUUUCCAGGGGGAAAAACCCACCAAACUUUAAGAAUUCCAAAACAAUUUCACAAUUCUGAUUUUAGUAGAGGUUUGAUUUGAAAAGGGACUCCAUCUGUACCUUCUCUCUUGCCUUUGUUUUAUAGAUGUCAGUAAUGCCAGUAUUUUAAAAAGUAGAAAUGAAUUAUAAACUAUAUCUUAAGGAUUGUGUUAAUUGGUUAGGAUUUCUUCCCCUUUCAGUAGCUUCAGAUCCCAAUAGGUAGGCAAAAUGAAGAUAAUAGUAAAAAACUAAGCUUUUCGUAAGAGAUGUUAUUUAUUUUUAAGUAGAGAUGGGAUAUUGCCAUGUUGCCCAGGCUGGUCUCGAACUCCUGGGCUCCAGCAAUCCUCUAGCCUCAGCUUCCCAAAGUGUUGGGAUUACAGGGAUGAACCACUACCCUCAGCCUGAGAUAUUAUUUGAGUAGGAGAUCAUGAAUAUAUAUAAGGAACUUAGGAGUGCAUAUGUAAAGUUUUCUCUUGAACCUACAUUUUUGAUCAGGGGAAGAGGUGAUUUUUUAGGUAUAAUAAUGUGCAAAGUAAUGAAUAACAGUCUCUAAAGACAUUUAAAACAAUAAAGUAUAAAUGUCUUUAUUCAGAAUGAGCUGAGUUCUGAAGCCUCAUGUUUUCAAGAAUUUUUUAUCAGGUGGCUUGUGAAAGCCUGUCAUUAACUAAACCUGUGUUGUGUUUCCCUCAGAAUUUCAUUAAAAAGGUAUGCAUAGGUUCACAUCCCCCUUACGUGAAGGGGCACUGAAACAGAAACUUGAUAGAAAUAUUGAGGAGGGAAAAGAUAAAGCCACUGUGGCACCUGGCCUCCUUCUUUCACUUCCCUUCCCAAUUCUGCCCCUUUGAGAUAUUCUUUGAGAAGAUGGAGGAAGCUUGCUAUGCUUGGGGUCAUCACCCUGGAUCUGGUGACGGGAGUGGCUCAGCACUGGGAGUUCCCUUCCCAAAGCCCAGAGCUAACUCAUCACGUCCAGCUGCUGUCAAGAGUUGGGCAGUCCUGUCUCUUGGCUUUCCUGGGAAGGCCUGAGUGAGGUGGCAGAAGCAGGGAAGGGACCAUGAGAGUACCUGGUAGACCUAAUGCCGCCUUCCCCCUCCCAACCCCACCCAGGCCAUCUAGGAAGGAGUUACCAUGUGGACUGGGGUACAGGAAGGCAGAGAAUAGAGGGUUGGAAUCCAGAAAAGAGGGUGGAGGGCCCGACUGCAGUUACUGCCAUUGUCUGAGGACAGACUAAGCCCUGGUGCAGAAAUUGUUUGGCUGUUGGCCUUUUCUCUUCAGAUGUUCUCAUGCAGGAAGUGUCUUAAAAGUAUGGUUUGCUAACCUGAGUAUAUCAUGCAUGUGCACAUUUGGAUGCCAAACAUAUAGGCAGAUAAAACUGAGAAGCCAAAUGCUAAGAGAGUUGUUGAUGAAUUGAAACCAGCCUGACUGGCUGCACUGUUGGAGUCAUUUGCCCACACAGCUCCAAACUUCUGUUUGGUCUACUAAAAACAUUAGUUGGAAAGGUACAGCAUUAACUUAAGGCAGGGAAGCCUCCAGCACGUGAGAAAGCCGUGCCUGUCUCGGUGAUGCUGGGAGGGAAGGAUGGGAGAUGAGAGUCAUUUCACUGCUGCCUGGCUCCUCCUCUUCCUCUCCCUGCCCUGGAGCGGCAGCCUCAGCUUUCCAGAGUCUCUUGACUGGUGCUAGGCCCCACGAGCGGUUGGAUUUUAAGUAUUUCUCAGUUAUUUUCAGUAUCAUCAGUCAUCACUUUCAGAGUUUCUUUUCUUUUUCAAGGGUACCCAGUCUAACUGUUUAGCUCCUUUUCAAUAGCCCUCCUCACUCACUUAUGCUCAGUCAGGAAGAUUAAUAAUGUUAACUGAUUUACUAUCGCUGCAAAAAACAUUAGUUAAUUAGACUUUUACACCUCAGUCAGAUGGCAUUAGACACCCUUUGUGUGCUUUAACUCAAGGAUGUUAAAGACCUAAAUCUCUCAGAAAAAAAGAAAAGAAAGAAAAAGGACAGGCACUUUUCCAGUUUAAGCUGCAUGUUGGUCCAUGUUAAUUAGGCAUUUGUCCUUUAGUCUGGAGGUGAUAGAAAAUGCCAGUUACUGUGGUAUUUAACUGACAUCAAACUCCUGUCCAAAUAAUUCAGUUGGGCCCAGCCUUCUCUCUUAAUUGGUGGGAAGGAAAACUUCGGCACACACCCAGAAUAGAGGAAACUGUUACUUACAUUGAACAUUUUGAAGUUUCAUUCUGAAGGAUCUGAAGGACAUUUGAAUGUUUUUUAAAUUAACUAUCCAGUUGAGCUUUUUUAAAACAGUAACAAAAAAUCUCCCUUAAAACUUGAGCUACCCAAAAUGAUUAGCUUUUGUAAGUCUUCAGAAAAUGAAAGUUUAGUAACUGUUAUCCAAGGUCAAAGUGGUGGUUGUUACCCAAGGCCCUUAUAGAUUUAUGUAUCUCUUUGGCCUUGUUUUAAAAAGUGCUCUGAACAUUGACAGUUUUCUAGCUCAUACUUAUAUUUCUUUUUUAAUACCAGAAAUUCACAAAUAGGUUAAGGCACCCAGCAGCAGCAUACACAUUGAAAAAUCAACAUAUGAUAGCAUGUUGGGACAAAAGUGACAUGAAUAUGAUUGUUUCAUGGGAGCAGUUAGAUGACACUUCGUUUUGUUUUUUAAAGCCACUUGUUCCUAGUUGCUGGAGAAGGUAAUCCCCCAUAACGAGUAUAGUUUACCUUUUUCAUGAGUAAGGUAAAACAAUUGCAAAAAUAAUGAGAAUAUGUUUUUUCUAACUAGUGGGUAGCUAUAUUUGCUUUUAAACCUUACUCACUUUGUGUAUGGUUUCUAGCCAAAGGUUCACACAUUUGAGAGCAUUUCACUAUUAGUACUGAACUACUUUUUCAUGCACUGAAUGAAUACAAUAUGUUAACACUCCUGUAAGGCCCAGAAUUGCUUGGCUGCCCCUUGCCCUGCCUGCCUGGUACUGGCUGAAAAGGUACCAUUGUUUGUUCUGCAAACACUGGGUGAUGUUUGUUUCCAAGGUGACUGGUUCUAUUGCUGCCUUUGAAGCAAGGUGGGGGGGUGGGGGAGAGAGAAAGUUGGCUUUAAACACCUGAGAGCAUCCUGUUCUGAGUACAGUGUGCGUAUGUAUAUGUGUGUAAGUUGAAAUUUUAUUUUAACUGAGGUAACCGGAGAGAAAGGAAUAGUGUAGAAAUGAGAGGAAAAGACAGUGUCAGUAAGCCAAAAAUAUUAGUAGGUUUUGAUAUUUAACUCAGUAUACUUUGAGAGAAUGUAAUGGUCCAAAACGUUAAAGAUCUGGUUAGACUGAAGUUAACUAGUUAAGGGGAGAAAAAUGUCUUAGAUGCUGACUGUUGAAAUGUUAAAUUUAUUUUUGCAUGAAAUAGUUUCCUUCUGCUAUAACCUAUGUGUGGCUAUUCAGAUGAAUAAAUAACUUGACAAUAUAAUUUAAUUGGUUAUUGAUCAGGUAGUUGGGCCUUCAAAAAAAAAGUAUGGGAGAACAUGAAAUAUAAACAGAUUCAAGUUCCAUAAAAAAAGAAAAUCUGUAAAAUCAUUCAGGUAUAUUUGUGUCCAAAAAUUUCCAAAAAGAUAAAAUAGAUAAUCUUUUCAUUGGUGAUAUAUAUUGGCUUAAUUUAUUUGACUUUGGAAAUUCAUAUUUUAUCAGUCAGAACCUUAGAUUCAGACUAGAAAAAAAUUCCUUGUUGGUCCAUUUCCCCACCCACUCUUUUUUAUUGUACAUAGAUGCUGUUAGCAGAACUUUGGCUUUUUCAUUCCUAUCAGGUUUAGUACAGUUCAUGCGCAGGUUUCAGUAAACAUUAACUACUUUUAUCAGGACUUGCAGUGUGCUGAAUGGUUAGCACAGAGAGUGUACUGCAAGAGACAGAUGAAAAUGAGAGAGUCCAAGGUCACAUGGAUGUUGAAUUUGUUUUAAUUAUUGAGAAUUUAGGGGAAAGACCAUCAGGCCUCACACUUUAAAUCUCUUUAUGUGGGCCUGCCAUAGGGCUUCUUUGCCAGCUUUUUUAUGUACUGAAGGUAAAACAUUUGUUCAUGGUGUGAGUGGUAAGGCAAGUAACUUUAAAACAUGUUUUUUUCUUUCAAUUAAAAAAAAUUAUUCAGGGCUUCUUUCUAGGAUGAAAGAUUCUCAAGGCCCUAUCAAAGACAACACAACACUUAUCAUGGUGAUUCUGAAGACCCCUUUGAAUUUUAUAAGGAUCCUUUUUUUCCCCUUCUCAAAGAUUGUUUAGGAUUGCCUUCUGAUAAUCAAUUUCGUUUCUGGAGUUAGCGCAGUUACUCGUAAACUAAGUGCUAGGAUGAAAUCUGAAACACCGAUGUAGAAUAAACAUGUGUUUUGAGAUCAUGUAACGUUCCCCAACUUUUGCCUAUCAAUUUUGAAAACGGGAAUGUGAUUUGUGCUUAUUUUUAGAGAAAACGACAUGAACGUUUAAGAAAUUACUGACAAAAAUUCUUCUCCUGCCCCUCCGGUCCUGUAGAUUUUGAAGCCGCUGGGCCCCGCUUUUUACUCCCUAGCUGGACAGCUGGUUCGGGUUCUGCCCCAUGACUAACGCAGCUGACCCUGAAGUGGAAGUUGCGAACAUAGAACAAGCGUUGUUCCUUAGGGUGGUGUCCCUAAACUUGAAAUUGAACUUGGUCCUGCUUGCGGGUGGGCUUGCACGCGCCAGGCUUCGUGUGGUGGCUCUCGCGCGCUGGCCCUGGAGCGCCAGCGUGGGUGACCCGUGCCCCACCUCAGACGGUCUUUUCACCCUGUUCCGCUUCUGGGCGGGGUGAGGGGAAGACAGAGGGUGCCUUCCCUCAGAGCCGGGCAGCCAUUGUGCCUUGGGAACACGGUCUGAGUAGAGUUGUGUUGGCACGGAUGAAGGUGCUCAGCGGCCCUCCUAGGGACUCGAGGGUCUGUCCGUGCUCUCCUUGUCCAGGAGCUGCGGGCAGGGAGCGGGAGGUGGACUGCCAGCAUCGGCUUGGGUCAAGGCUCCACUGCUGCAGGGGGCCCCAUCGGUCCGCCCCCAGGGCGCCUGGGGUGGGUGCACUGUGAGCGGGUAGCGAGGCCGUCAGUCAGGGCGGCGGGCGCUGAUUGGCUGGCGGGCGGGCGGGGGCCGGGCGGGGCGGGGCUCAGCGUUCGUUCACGCUGGGGUUCCCCUGUGAGGAGCGCUGCAUCUUCCAGCGGAUCUUGAAGUGCUUUCCUCAGCUGCGAAGGGCACGGUCGCUGGGAACACAACCUAAUGAAGAACCAAAGCUUUAGCAACUGAGCUCAAAUAAUAAGUUCCUCCCAGGGAAAGAUUAGAAGAUGAGUUUGUGCUCGGAGUGAAUCCGUGCCCGCCCCACCUCCCCCCCCCGCCCGACUUUCUUCACCAAUUAGAGAGCAUUUAGCCUGUGACCACUUAAAUUUUCGCAAGAUUUGCAUAGACAUGAAUGUGACCACUCGCAUUUUCUAUUUUUUUCCCCAAAUCAGUCUCCAUUGGAAUUUUUGACUUCCCUGAUGGCUAUUUCGGAAUAAAACCAUGUAGCUGGGUAUUUCAUGAUGGGUAGCUCCAAAAAAAUUUUUUUUAAAGAAAGAAAACCCCAGGGAUCUAGAAAAUGCUCCCAAAGCCUUUUUUGACGAGGAGGAGGGGUGCAGACACUGCCUUCGGCACAGCGGACCUGGAAGGAGUGGGGUGUGUGCAGGACAGAGCCCAGGAGAACCGUUAGACGUGUGGCCAGGCCGGGAGGCAGGGCCUUCUGCCUUUCUGUCUCUUUCUGGCUCUUUCCGCAGAGGCCUGGGCAGUUGCCUUCUCCUUUCUGAAAAGAGCCGUUUUCUGGGCUGGGCACUGUGUCUGCCUCCGGGCCGGGCGUGGUGGCUCACGCCUGUAAUCUCAUCACUUUGGGAGGCUGAGCUGAUGAUCAUCUGAGGUCAGGCGUUUGAGAACACCCUGGGCGACAUGGUGAAACCCCGUCUAUACUAAAAUAAUAAUAAUAAUAAUAAUAAUAAAACUAGCCGGGCGUGCUGGGCGCAUGUAGUCCCAGCUCCUCAGGACAUUGAAGCAGAAUUGGUUGAACCCUGGAGGCGUGAGCUGAGAUCGCGCUUCUGCACUUCAGCAUAGCAACAAGGGUGUAACUCCAUCUCCAAGAAAAAAAAAAAGCCAUUUUCUGGGAAUGAAGGUGGAGGGCCACACAGAGCCCAGCCAGCUCCCGCGGCUUCCACUUUUACACCCUCCUCAGGGAGCCGGCUCCCAUACCCUUCCCUGCCACCCCAAAGCUGGACGCCAUUGUCCUCUCCCGCCUGCCCUCUGUCAGGUCUCCCUCCAGGACGCAGUUGCUCGAUGUUCUGUACUGGAAGUACGUCGCCACGGAGGGCAGCAGGUCGCUGUUUGGGAACCAUCAUGCUGUGCCGGUGGCUAAAGGUUGCCUGCUGCCAGGCGCUUUGCUGAGUGUGCCCUGUCUUACUCUGAGACAGUCCGUGGCAUCAGGCUUGACCCCCCCCCCCCCACCAGCAGGCCCGCUCCAUGAGCUGGGGCCUCUGCAGCCAUAUGGUAGGGCAGCUUACCAAGCCAGGGCACUGACUUCUGUCCCAAGGCUGGGCAGGGAAAACAGCAGUGCCAGGCACUCUAGGACCCUAAAAGGAAUUCAGUGACUUUACAUGGCACGGCCUCUCUUCUCUUUGAGACUUACCUCCCUUUUGCUGGACCUUUUCUCAUAACUGUGAUUCUUCCUUCUUCUUAGGGGGAUAACUCUUCCCUUCUUCACAUGCUGGGACCUCACUCCAGGAGGUUCUGGUGGAGCAUGAACCACUGGCUGGGGCAUGGCCAUUGGAAGCUUCCCAAGCGAUGCAAAUGCACAGCCCUAAUAAAGCUUUUCAAAACUGUACAUUAGAAACAGGUCACUUUUACAUUCAUGUUGGAAACUUGUCUUGAGACGAAUACUUUUGAGCCACUGGGAUUUUGGGGGGAAAUAUAGCUAAAAGGGUUAGGAAAUGAUACCUAAGGAAAUUCUCCCAUCUGAUGCUUGCUUGCUGAAAACUUGAGUGUUUUCUAUUAAGUGAGGCAUUGUGGUUCCUGUGCUGACUCUGGUAGGCUCAUUAAUUUUUUAAGAAGUUGGAGCUCUGAUGGUUUUCAGGGAUGCUGAGUAGCUGGUACCAGAUGUUUCUUUUGUUAAGGGCAUAGGUAAUCAGGCUAUAGCAGACCACUCCCUUGGUCUGACACUAUGGGUUUUGUGGUGGUGGAUAUUUUCUUAAACCAAGAAGGGUGUGGGGAGGUGCAUGUUCUAGUUUCUAGUUGGUCUUUCCCCCAACACUGGCUCUUGCAGUAUUAUCUUAUGUAGAGGUGUUGACUCAAUUAUCAUUAGGCCCAGCUCUGUUAGAAGAAGAGUAAAUGGUGUUCAGGGCCUCUUUAUCUAGACCGUUUUGCCACAACUGAAGUGACAGCCUGUGCUUCUAACUGAAUUCAGUCCUUUUUUUUUCACUGCCUUGCUGUGGAACAACAGCUAAGUCGGCCGCUCAUCAUUCGGAUGCAGACUUUACAGCCUCUGAACAGCCUCUGCUUUUGCAGUUUAUGAAUGCACCAUUUGUUGUUUUGAGCACAACUGUUAGAUACAACUGGCCUCCGCAGCCCACUCUGCCGGCGACCAGUGUGCAUCACUGCAGCCUUUUUUUCUUUUCUUUUCUUUUUUUUUGCAUAGGCCAAAUUUUUGCUUUAAAUACCACCAUUUUGUCCACACUAGAAUUUCUUUGACCCAGCUUAUAUUUUUUCAAAUGUAGUAAGUGUGCAGCACUUGGCUCAAACUGUUGGUCUAGGGAUCCUGAAUAAGUGCAAGUAUUUUACUGUAUUAAAGGGAGGGAUUGUUUUUGUGGCUUGGUUUUGCACAUAUUUUUUAUAUUCUCAAACAUGUGACUUCCAAAUUUUCCUUUAAAUUGGGUUGAAGAAAAAAUAUAAUGACUUAGGAAAUAAUAAAACUUUCUAUUUUUUCUUUUUGAGCUUUCUGCACAAAUAAUCGUCUUUAGUUUAGAACUUACGAUCUUAAAUGUUCUUAUAACAAAAAAUAAGACUUUGAGGUGAUAGAUGUUAGCUUGAUUUAACCGUUUCACAAUGUAUACAUAUAUCAAAACCUCACCUGUACACCAUACAUAUAUAAUUUUGUCAACUAUAUUGUAAUGUAAAAUUUAAUCUUUAAAAAAGAAUUUAAGGGAAGCCAUCAACACCAAACUUUACAAUGUGGUAAUGAAGAGUAUAAGUAACUGUUUAAUUUCAUGUUCUUCUGCUCUUGAAACAGGGUCUCAUGCAAAGGUGAUAGCAUUAAUGUUAGGAUUUUCAUUUUUGUUUUGUUUCUCUCACAUAUACAUUCUUUGACUCUGCGUAAUUAUAUAGGUGUUGUGUUCUCUGGUUAUAUGCAUUGACAUUCCUUCUUUCUUUUUACAAGCGAUUGCUAUUUCUUUGUAUUUUAGUUAAUAAAGUACAUUUUAAUCUUUUUCUGCUGUACUUUACAUAUUCAACAACUGGUUCAAAUUGUUGGUUCUAACUGCUUGUAGGCCUUGAUUCUGCCAAGGAGAUAAAUUUCUGUGAAGGCAGCAGUAAACAUCCUACAGCAACCAACUCUAUGAGCCUCGGUAUCCUGGAGCUUCCAAAAAUGAAACAGUCACUUGUUGAAAAUGAAGCAGCUUUCUAUAGUUGAAUUUCUAAGUAGAUAUAUUUAUUUGUUGUCUUUCAGAGAGGUUAUGGAGGCCCUGGGUUACAUUUACGUUUUUUAUAAAAUUGUGACAUACAAACAUAGUCGAAGGGGAAAGUAUAAUCUUUUGUAAGAGUCACGCUUUGUUCUUCAUCUCUUUGUGUAGAGGGGAAGGUCUGUCUUUUUAUGAUUAAAAAGGACACCGACUCUUCCCACUACCUGAAGAACCCUGAAGGUCCAUGUGAAGCCUAAGCAGCCAUAAACAAGUUAGGGAGAAAUGAGCUUGUGUAUUAGUGCUUCCAAGAGCAGCUUUCUCAGCUCUGAUCUGUUCUAAUUUUCACCGCAGGUUUACAUGUGUGGUCCCAUGUUUUGGUGGCUGGUUUUGAUCUGCACCUUUAAACUGAGCAAAGUCUCCUUGGACUUUUCUCCUUUUCCCAUAGUUUCUUGCUGGCUUCUACCUGUGAUUAAUAUGUGUGUUGCUUAAAAUGGCAAUUGAAACAUCACCAGGAAUUUUCACCAGGUAGAAACUGCUUUUCUAUAUCAAAACAACCAGUACAGCUUAGCUGAUGCUUCUGUUGCUAAGCAGGUAAAUUUCUGGUCUUCAGGCUGCCCUUCUUAACCCUGUAAAUGCCUAACAUCAACCAAGAAAGAAGAAAAGAACUUGAUGCUUCUUUUUUACCUAGCGCUUUGUUCAAGUGCGUGACAAUUGGACCUAGCCCAGCCUAAUCUCGAUGUAUCUGUUUUAGAGGACCUAAUCUCGAUUUCCCUUUUUGCAGGGUAGGAGGAGAAUUGGGAGAUGGAGAGGGCCUGUAGGGUUGGUUGUUUCCAGGGAAAUGUCAGCCCCAGUAGCUGAUAGUGGAGGUCUCACUCUAGAUGAUCAAAAUUAUGAGUUGAUUUCAGUCAGUAAUGGGCCUGUCUUUUCUUUGGAAUUUUUCUGUGCCUUUAACUGCCCUAUGCCUGUGGGGAAAAGAAGAGGGAAGAAAGGGGUUGCUGUUUGCAUCUAUUUGCCAGAAAGGAGUUAACAGAACAUACCGCAGAACAGGUUGGACAAGACUGUUAAAGCCAGUGAUGAAGCCUUCCCCUCCCCCCUCUUUUUCUCUUUCCCUGCCUCCCUACCCCACUUCUCUGUGUUCCUCUCCUUUCUGCUCUGUGCCCCCCGCAACCUUCCCAGGACUUCAAUACAUCUUCAGACUAGACUCCCCCCACCAACACACACACACACACACACACACACACACACACACACAGACACACUUCAGUGUCUGGCUUUCUUUCUAGGCAGAACAUCGAUGUGAAUAAAAUACUUUGUGGAGCCUGUGCGAGAAGCAGGCAGUGGCUGUGGGCCUCGGCCUUGCCAGCUGUUUCUAGAGCAGUCGAUGGCCUGCUUGCCGUGCCCUCUGUCAUGUAACAUAGGCCCCAUUCAGCAGCAGCAUUCUUGAGUGUGCAUUUAUGUCUCCGUGGGACUGUGGGGUAGAUGGCCUGAGAGCGGGGAAAGCAGGAGAUGGGAGGGGAGGAAGCGAGGUGGGGACGGAGAAGGAAGUGUGUGCACACGCAGACAGCUGGGGAGGGCAGUGAGGUGGAGUCACUAAAACCCAGUGCCAGUAAGUCAGGAGACGUUGCCUCUGGAAGCAUCCGCAGUUAGCUCUGACUUAUGGGACGUCUUGUGGCCAUAAAUGUGGAGAAACCAUGCUCUUUAAAAGUCAGUUUGGGUCUGAUAUAAGUUCUGCUUUGUGUUUGUGUCCAUUCACUCCGUAAACAUACCAUAUAUAGUCAUGGUUGAGCUCACUAUAACACGUAUUGCAAGGGAGCCACUAGUAGUGCACACAUCCUUUGGCUCUUAGAAGCAGACUCACAUAGGCUAUUUCUGGUGUGUUGUGGCUUUCUUCUUUCUUUUUUUGGGGGGAGAUGGGGGAGGGAGAGAAAGGAGCUCUUUUUCCUUCCAUCUUCACACUGUUUGGAAUAUGUUUCUGAUUGUAGUUUGUCUGGCACUCUGAAUGCUAAGGAACUGUAUUGUCACGGCAGAAGAAACAAUUCUCUGUGUGCAUCUGUUUUAAAAUAAAACUGUGUUUUUCUUAGUAUCUUAACAGGCAUUUUGUAGUUUAUGGUCUCCAGUCUCCAGCUGUUUUUAGAGCACCUUCUAACUUUGAGAGGGUGACCUCUAUCUAGCCUAUAACAUGGACUGUGGGUGGCUAGUGGAGGUACCUGGUGUGCUUUUCUGUGUCUUCUCUGGAUCCUCCCUGAGCUGUCCACCUCUGUUUACCAUGCUUCACCUUCAGACUGCUGGGGCAGGACAUGCAGCUUCUGCAGAACUCAUGGCAGCGGUUUUCUACUUGGCUGAGCUGGGUCUGUGAGGCAGAGAGCAAUCAGUAAUAGGAAAGAAAUGCAAUUGUUUUUUCUUUGCCCCCUUAGAAUACCUACUAUACUGCAUUUCAGCUUGGAGUGCGCAGCAUGAGGCAUUUGUGGUUCAGAUAAGAGGUCUUCCUUUUUCCUUUUCUUGUUUUCUUUUCCUUCCUUCUCCCCAACUCCCCAAAGGUUUACUUACUGCCUUUCUUCUCAGGCCACGUGUGUAGAUAACACUUGAGGAAAAGAUGGUUUCUGUGCUGGGAUAUUUGGAUAUUAUGUAAAGGGACAACAUGGGCCCUUUCUUUGCCUUGUUUUCUUUCAUUGGCCUCAUCAGAGUGAAUUAUAUCUGACUGUGUGACAGUUAAUUGUACCAUCCUUCCCGUGUCCUAAGCUGAUAAGCACCUCUCUGUCUGCCUCCAUCAAGCUUCUUUGUUUGAGAAGUUCCUAAUGCAGUAGAACAAAGUGACGGUUUUCUUAUUUACUGAAGUCUCUAAAGCACAUUUGUAAUGAAUGCUCUUCAUUGUAUCUUUCUUAUAACUUCAUUCCUUCAACUUAUGUAAUUGAAUUGUUCCAUAGUACCAGUAAUUGGUAAGUUAAAACUUCCUCAGAAACAUCAGUGAGUUCAGUAAAACAAAAUAAAACACUUCCUCCUUUUUUAAGCUAUGUGUAUUUAUUCUAAACUGUUAAUGGCUUGGUAGAUAGUGUUAAGAGUAAGACACUAGAUACUGUUGGAGUGCCAAUUACCGUUGUGGAUAUAGCAAUUGAUUAGCUAGCUGACUCAAGUAAUAUGUUGCUUAUGUAGAGGUCAUUUAUUUGGCAUGCUUCGGUCCAGAAUAUUCAACGGAUGUGCUUGUGGGUAAGAGCCAGCAGGGUGUAGGUGGGGGGAGAGGUAUAUAAAAUAAAGCUUUCAAAGCCACAAAGGUGUUAGGAAGUCUGGGUACUAACACUCCUGCUUUGAUUCCUAUUGAUCCUUUAGGACUGCACUUUCGCUCUAUUUAUUCUUACUGUAGAUACCGCCUUGACCACCUUGUCUCUCACAUUUUCCAGUCAACACUUCAGAGGCCAAUGUUGGGGGUGGAUAAAAGCCAUCAGAGGGAGACACAUUAACAGCAAGCAGAAAAGAUGUCAGGGGAUGAGCCAAGAAUUCACAUGGUGUGGUGCAUGGCGGGUUCCUCUUGGGGGAGUUUCACAGACUGGACAGAGGAGUCCUCUGAGUUGCUUCUUACAACUACCUGUGUAUCCACAAUUAUCUCAGUAAAAUUUUCAAUUGAGAAAAAAGCAUGACCACAUGGUAGAGUGGCAAAAGUAAAGUAGGGGAGGAUAUGUCAUUAGUUUCCAAAGGCGGCCUAGUAUAAGUUGUUCAUUGUGAUGAUCCUGAGUCACCCCUACAAAAGGUUGAAUUAAUCAUACAUUGAUUCACCAUGCUAUGCUUAAGGAGACAGGGAAGUUUGAAAGAUACUUAGAAUGAUUUACACCCAGGAGUUUUAGGUGGAAAAUUGAUUUCUGCAUACUUCCCUUCCCCUUCAGUGAUGUGCAGCUGCUUCAUGAGUUAACAUGAUGUGUUAGAAUAAACCUUUUGGUAUGGUUAGACAUACACUAAAAUAUUAUUUAUUUUGCCCAGAUUCGUAGAAAAAAGUUAUUCAUUAACAGAUUCAGAUGAUGUCCAAAUACCAUACCAGGUGGUCUGUAGGUUGUUUGUCUGUAUUCCCUUUUUUUUUUUUGGAGACAGAGUCUCACUCUGUUGCCCAGGCUGGAAUACAGUGGUGCAAUCUCGGCUCACUGCAACCUCCGCCUCCCAAGUUCAAGCAAUUCUCCUGUCUCAGGCUCUCAACUAACUGGAACUAUAGGCAUUCGCCAUUGCGUUCCCCUACUUUUUGUAUUUUUAGUAGAGUCAGGGUUUUGCUGUAUUGAUCAGGCUGGUCUCGAACUCCUGACCUCAAGUGAUCCACCUGCUUGGCCUCCCAAAGUGCUGGGAUUACAGGCAUGAGCCACCGUUGUGGCCAUUUGUCUGUAUUCCACUGCGCCUGGCCAUUUGUCUGUAUUUCUGAUGUGAAUUGUAUGAGUUUAUCACCAAAAGAAUAUAUAAAAUAUCAUGGAUUUUUAAAAGUAAAUGAUAAAGAAGAUCCCUAGAUACCAGAGAAAUCAUAGACAUCCUGGAAAACAUAGUCUCUGUAGAAAAGGAAUCCUGAACUUAAAGGAAGUCUCAAGUUAAGUUUAAACCAUCAGAUGGUGAAUUGAAAGAAAGGAGGGCCCUCAUCUUAACUAAGACUCUAAAAAACAUAGAAUUUUAGAGCUGGAAGGAAUGGACUUGCAAGGUCACUUGUUCUGUUUUUAUGAGUUUGUCUUCAUUUUACUCAGUGUUCUUUCACAAUUCAUGUCUGAGCCCAGAAUUGAACAAGUCACUUGGAAUAGUGUCCGCUUGGCUUUUUGGCCAUGAAGAAUAAUCCUAACUUGAAAAAUAAAAGAUGCUUACUCAGCAGAAAUUAUUAGAUUUUGGUUGGGUUGUUUUAUUUUGUGACAGACUUUGAUGCUUGUCACCCAGACUGGAGUGGAGUGGUUCAGUCUUGGCUCACCCAGGUUCAAGUGAUUCUCCUGCCUCAGCCUCCCGAGUAGCUGGGAUUAGAGGCGUGCACCACUAUACCCGGCUAAUUUUUGUAAUUUUAGUAAAGACAGGGUUUCAACAUGUUAGCCAGGCUGGUCUCAAACUCCUGACCUCAGGUGAUCCAACCACCUUUGCUUUCCUGAGUUCUGGGAUUACAGGCAUGAGCCACUGCACCUGACCUGUUUUUUGUUUUUUUUAAGGUUAUUUGCUAAUUUAUUCUUCUCCAUAGUUCGGUUUUACAAGUAGAGAACACUUCAGUACUCCACAGUGCUGUACCAGACUCUUUCUUGGUCUUGUUAAGUACUAAUAGACAUUUUCAUGGAAAUCCCAGGGUUGAAAAUUCCCGAGUUGCUAAUACCUGCUAAUGGUUGUCAAGUGGUUUGAUAUUAUCUACAUAAGUCCAGAGCAUUACUGGACCCGGGUUUUAAUAGACUCAUAGAUAGAUAAAUUCGAAACAUUGUCAUAUUAGUUUUUAAUUUCUUUAAGUCUUCUGUGCACUUAGAUUUGCUGUAACACAGAGUUAACAUAUAUAAGGUUGGUAGAAAUUUUUUGUUCCUGAUUCAGAUAGGGUUUGCAUGUGUUUUGGGUUUUUUCUCCAUAAGAGAAAUUGUUCCCUUUGAAAUUUGGUCUUGUACAUAUCCAUGACAACUAUACCUCCCGAUUGCUAUGCCGAAGGUGGAAAGUAUUCUCUUGUAGUGUAGACAUUGGUUGCACUGUCAGGUAAGGGAAAUGCAACUAAUUCCUAUUGGAAUUGCAUACUAGAAAUAGGAAUUAGUUGUCUGACUGUUAGAUGUUCAGGGCAAAUGGAAAAGAAAAACCAGGACUUCCAAGAAGCAGGUCUGUGUGUUGACUCUUUGGGUUGGAGACAGCACAGAGGGGGCUUGCAGGAUAGAUGUGGCCGAGGGUGGAAAAGCUUGUCUUCAGUGCCUUGUGAUAACCCAUGGAAGUGACCUGCAGCCUAUUGAGAUGGCGACUCCAUUUGAGACGAUGUGCUUGUAACAUCUGCUUGGUAGGCAGAGCCUCAAGGACAAAUGUUGGGAGACUGGGAUAGUGGAGCAAGGAGUUGCAGGGAAAGAAGCAUCCACACUUGGAUUUGAACAGCUGCUGGCUGCCCAGAGAUCAGCCUACAUGAAUCAUAGACACAGAGAACUCAUCUGUGCAGCUGGAGGCUGAACAUGGAGAGGGAAGGAAGGGAGCUGCUUUCAGUUAAUACUCUGAUGCUUCCAGAGUACUUUAAAGACAUUGGGUGGUUCAUGGUUUUAAAAGCUUCGCCAUUUUCACAUAAUUCUAUCUUUUAUUUAAUAUUAUAAAUGCUAUCAGUCUGCUUUAAACACUGACUAAAAUUGCUUUUACUAGACAUCAUAUUAUUUAUAAGGGGGGAGUUGAGACCCAAAGAGGAGGAUUUGAUCAAUUGAUUUAAGGUUGUUGGAGGAUUGAAAUGUUACUUGAAAUCCAAGAUUUCAAGGAAAAGUGGACAAUGCCUGCUUUUAUCUGAGGGAUUUCAGCAGUCAUAUGAUCUACAAAUCAGCCCCCAGGAGCAGCAAGCCCUGACAACCUCUGUGCUGUGGAGUCCACAGAGGAGGGACUUCAAAGUGGGCAGGAUGUGCUGGCUUGCAAGUCAUUUAGCUGAGAACUGGUUUUGGUCAUGGCCUUAACAUCUGCAUAGAAGUUGCACAUUGCAGGCACAUGACACUUGAAUGGCCUGAGAUUCAGAUACAGGUUGGUAGAACUUAAAGGGGAGGUAACAUUAGUGAGGUCACUGGGCAGCAGCACCACUGCUGAGCACACCCAGCAGUUCCUUGCAGGGCCCGGAGAAGGUAGCCUUGCCAGGUUGGGGCUGGGAGUGGAGAUCAUCUUGUUCUCACAAAUCAAUUACUGACACGUAGACAUGUAUAAAAGUCUGAAACCACAAAGCUCUUUGGACAUUUUGGCUAUAUAAAGCAUACCAUUUAUAAGCUCCCAGGAAUUAUAGUUUGAGUGUCUCUUGGGAUGAACAGAACUGUGGAUGAAAUAAACCAAGCAAGUGAGAUCACAAAAACGAUGUGAAAUUACUUUUAUAUGCUUUAGUUGUCAAAAUAUUGGAUAUUCUUAUUAUAUUUCUCUUGUAGACACAUACACAAGGACACUGAUUUGAGGGUGCAUUAUGAGUGUUAGACAAUCACCUUGCUAAAUAAUAGGGAAUUCUGGGGCUUUAUGGGAGAGUGAUAGUAAGAUGUGAUCCUAAGUUUGUUAGCUAUGUGUAUAAGUCCACUUGGUAUCUAAUUGCACGUUAUUCCUGUUAUUUCUAGUAUCCUAAGGGAAACUCCCCCACUGUUAGCUCCUUAUUUAAGUAAAUAAAUAAGCCUGUUUUAGGGUAUACAUGAAGACUUUGUUGGUCUCUCCAAUUUCUUAUAAGUGGUAUAUUAUGUGGUUUUAAAAACUAGACCUUUGCCGGGGCACGGUGGCUCAUGCCUAUAAUCCCAACACUUUGGGAGGCUGAGGCAGGCAGAUCACGAGGUCAGGAGCUCAAGAUCAGCCUGGCCAGUAUGGUGAAACCCUGUCUCUACUGAAAAUACAAAAAAAUUAGCCAGGCGUGGUGGCGCAUGCCUGUCAUCCCAGCUACUUGGGAGCAGGAAAAUGGCUUGAAACUGGAAGCCGGAGAUUGCAGUAAGCCAAGAUCACACCAUUGAAGUCUGGGCGACAGAGUUAGACUCCAUCUCAAAAAAAAAAAAAAAGACUCUCACUAAUGUUAGAUCUUCAGGUUUUCAUUAUUGUUAAGUGACUUUUUAUGUCUCCUGAAAGGAGAAAAUAAUCCACUCACCAAAAAAACGUGACAGUUGUUGAAUAGCUAUGAAAAAUAUUAGAGAAAUUCAGUUUUUAGUAUUGGGGCCUUUUUAUUAUUCUCAACUUUGAUUUUACAAGCUGAGCUAUAAAUGUGACCAAAUGCAUGACAUGAGUGUUUACCUUUUUUUUCUUUCCUUUUUGGCCACAUGCAAGUAUCUAAAGAGAUGGAAUGUAACACACCCAAAGAAUGAGGCACUCAAGUGGCCUAUGAACUUGAGAAGGCCAGGAGCAGCAGGGUCCCUUCAUCUCAGUGCUUAGCUUUGCCAGUGCUAAGUGGGAAGCAGACGUCACUGAGCUCCUUAGCAAUUUGUUCCUGACUUCGUGACUGGGAGGGAAUUGAGGAUGCUGAAGAAUACUUGCUGUUUGGCCAGUGGGAUUGAGCCGAAAAGCUGACUCCUAUUCUCCCAUGGGUUGCUGCAACUGUGUGCUCCGGGACUGGUGGCUCUGAGGUGUGACCCUGCCCACAUUUGGGCCUAGCCAGGUUCAGCCCCCCAGUAAGGAGGGAAGUUUGAUAACACAAAGAAAACAGUGUCAACGAGUGCUACGAAGAGAAGAAGAAAAGAGGUCAACACAGACUCAUUUCCUACUCCAUGUGGAUGAUAGCUACAGCAGGGGGAAAUAUCAUAGUCUAUCAGUUGGGUCAGAAAAUGGAGUUUUAUGGCAGAGGCUUCUUAGAAGCUUAAACCCCUGUCCCAAUGACGUCAAGUUCGCCUGUUGGCUUGGAAGGUUCAGACCUGUCUUCCAUCAACACCAUGAUGUCGGCGGUCAUGAGUGUAGGGAAGGUCACAGAGAAUGGCAGGAGCCCUCAGGGCAUCAAGUCCCCCUCGAAGCCUCCAGGACCAAAUCGGAUUGGCAGAAGGAACCAGGAAACAAAAGAGGAAAAGUCUUCCUAUAACUGCCCCCUAUGUGAGAAGAUUUGCACUACCCAGCACCAGCUGACCAUGCACAUUCGCCAGCACAACACAGACACUGGAGGAGCUGACCACUCAUGUAGCAUCUGCGGGAAGUCACUGAGCUCAGCCAGCUCCCUCGAUCGCCACAUGCUGGUGCACUCUGGCGAGAGGCCAUACAAGUGCACAGUGUGCGGCCAGUCAUUUACCACCAAUGGGAACAUGCACAGACAUAUGAAGAUCCAUGAGAAGGACCCUAACAGUGCCACAGCCACAGCCCCUCCAUCCCCGCUGAAGCGUAGGCGACUUUCCUCCAAGAGGAAACUGAGUCAUGAUGCCGAGUCAGAGAGAGAAGACCCAGCACCAGCUAAAAAGAUGGUAGAAGAUGGGCAGUCAGGUGACUUGGAGAAGAAGGCUGAUGAAGUCUUUCACUGCCCAGUAUGUUUCAAGGAGUUUGUGUGCAAGUAUGGACUGGAGACCCACAUGGAGACCCAUUCAGAUAACCCACUAAGAUGUGACAUUUGCUGCAUCACCUUUCGAACACAUCGAGGGCUGCUGCGUCACAAUGCGCUUGUCCACAAACAACUUCCCAGGGAUGCAAUGGGCAGACCUUUCAUACAGAAUAACCCUUCAAUUCCCGCUGGCUUCCACGACUUAGGAUUUACGGAUUUCUCCUGCAGGAAGUUUCCUCGAAUUUCUCAGGCCUGGUGUGAAACAAACCUGCGGAGGUGCAUCAGCGAGCAGCACCGUUUUGUCUGCGACAUCUGUGACAAGGCAUUUCCCAUGCUCUGCUCGCUGGCGCUGCAUAAGCAGACCCACGUGGCCACAGACCAGGGUCAAGAAAAGCUGCAGGCCAUGACCCUGCCUGAUGAGGCCCUGGAGCAGAAGGGCUUCCUGGCCUUGCUGGGCCUGCAGCACACCAAAGACGUCAGGCCUGCCCCCACCGAGGAGCCCCUGCCAGAUGACAACCAGGCAAUCCAGCUCCAGACACUCAAGUGUCAGCUACCUCAGGACCCUGGCUGCGCCAACAUACUGAGCCUGUCUCCUUUUGAAGCUGCUUCUCUAGGCGGUUCUCUCACAGUUCUCCCCGCGACUAAGGACAGCAUAAAGCACCUGUCCCUGCAGCCCUUCCAGAAGGGCUUCAUUAUCCAGCCUGACAGCAGCAUUGUGGUCAAGCCAAUUUCUGGUGAGUCUGCGAUCGAGCUGGCGGACAUCCAGCAGAUUCUGAAGAUGGCAACCUCGGCUCCCCCUCAAAUCAGUCUUCCUCCCUUCUCCAAGGCCCCCGCCACCCCACUGCAGGCGAUCUUCAAGCACAUGCCCCCUCUGAAACCAAAGCCCCUGGUCACACCAAGGACGGUGGUGGCCACCUCCACACCCCCGCCUCUCAUCAACACCCAGCAGGCCUCCCCCGGCUGUAUCAGCCCUAGCCUGCCGCCACCGCCCCUGAAGCUCCUCAAAGGCUCAGUGGAGGCGGCCUCCAACGCCCACCUGCUGCAGUCCAAGUCCGGGACCCAGCCCAACGACGCCACGCGGCUCUCCCUGCAGCAGCCACCGGCAGAGCUGCCAGGCCAGCCCGGGAUGAAGACUCAGCUGGAGCAGGACAGCAUCAUCGAGGCCCUGCUGCCGCUGAGCAUGGAGGCCAAGAUAAAGCAGGAGAUCACCGAGGGGGAGCUCAAGGCCUUCAUGACAGCGCCCAGUGGCAAGAAGGCACCCGCCAUGCGCAAGGUGCUCUACCCUUGCCGCUUCUGCAACCAGGUGUUUGCCUUCUCAGGGGUGUUGCGCGCCCACGUGCGCUCCCACCUGGGCAUCUCGCCGUACCAAUGCAACAUCUGCGACUACAUUGCUGCCGACAAGGCUGCGCUCAUCCGCCACCUGCGCACGCACAGCGGGGAGCGGCCCUACAUCUGCAAGAUCUGCCACUACCCCUUCACUGUCAAGGCUAACUGUGAGCGGCACCUGCGCAAGAAGCACCUCAAGGCCACCCGCAAGGAUAUCGAGAAGAACAUUGAGUAUGUCAGUAGCAGUGCGGCCGAGCUGGUGGAUGCCUUUUGCGCCCCAGACACAGUGUGCCGGCUGUGUGGAGAAGACCUGAAGCACUACCGGGCCCUGCGCAUCCACAUGCGCACACACUGUGGCCGUGGCCUGGGUGGGGGUCACAAGGGCCGCAAGCCCUUUGAGUGCAAGGAGUGCAACGCCGCGUUUGCGGCCAAACGCAACUGCAUCCAUCACAUCCUCAAGCAGCACCUGCAUGUGCCAGAGCACGACAUCGAAAGCUACGUCCUGGCCGCUGACAGCCUGGGCUCUACAGAGGCCCCACCCGCUGAGGCCUCGGGGCAUGGGGAGGAUGGUGGUUGUGCUGCCGUUGGUGACCGCAAGCCCCUCAGCACCUUCCUGGAGCCCCAAAAUGGCUUUCUUCACCGGGGCCCCACCCAGCCUCCGCCUCCCCAUGUCUCAGUCAAGUUGGAGCCUGCCAGCAGCUUUGCUGUGGACUUCAACGAGCCCCUGGACUUCUCUCAGAAGGGCUUGGCGCUGGUCCAAGUGAAGCAGGAAAACAUCUCCUCCUUCCUGAGCCCUUCUUCCCUGGCCCCCUACGACUGCUCCAUGGAGCCCAUCGAUCUGUCCAUCCCCAAGAACUUCAGGAAAGGGGACAAGGAUGUGGCCACUCCAAGUGAAGCCAAGAAGGCUGAGCAGGAGGCAGGGAGCAGCGGGCAGCCCUCUCCCUGCCCACCACCCUGCCCUUCUCUUCCCGUGGCUUUGGGGCCCAGUGGUAUCCUGGAAAGCCCCCUGGCCCCUGCGCCGGCAGCCACCCCAGAGCCUCCAGCACAGCCCCUGCAGGGCCCUGUUCAGCUGGCGGUCCCCAUCUACUCCUCAGCCCUGGUCAGCAGCCCUCCCCUCGUGGGCAGCUCAGCCCUCCUGAGUGGCACAGCAUUGCUGCGGCCACUGAGGCCCAAGCCCCCCCUACUUUUGCCAAAGCCCCCCGUGACAGAAGAGCUGCCCCCGCUGGCCUCCAUUGCCCAGAUCAUCUCAUCUGUGUCCUCGGCCCCCACCCUGCUGAAAACCAAGGUGGUGGACCCAGGGCCCACGAGCACUGGCAGUAACACCACAGCUUCAGACAGCUUAGGAGGCUCCAUCCCCAAAGCUGCCACCACCACCACCGCCCCUGCUGCCACCACCAGCCCAAAAGAGUCCAGCGAGCCUCCCGCUCCAACUAGCAGCCCAGAAGUUGCCUCUCCCACCGAGCAUGGCCCAGCGGGCGCCUCAAAGAAGAGGGGCCGGAAACGGGGGGCGAGGAGCCGACCCCGUGCCAACAGUGGCGGGGUGGACCUGGACUCCAGUGGAGAGUUUGCCAGCAUCGAGAAGAUGCUGGCCACCACUGACACCAAUAAGUUCAGUCCAUUUCUGCAGACAGCAGAGGACGACAUUCAGGACGAGGUGGCUGGAGCCCCGGCCGACCACCAUGGGCCCAGUGACGAAGAGCAGGGCAGUCCCCCAGAAGACAAGUUGCUGAGGGCCAAGCGGAACUCCUAUGCCAACUGCCUGCAGAAGAUCACCUGUCCCCACUGUCCCCGGGUUUUCCCUUGGGCCAGCUCCCUACAGAGGCACAUGCUUACACACACUGGUCAGAAACCCUUCCCUUGUCAAAAAUGCGAUGCCUUCUUUUCUACCAAAUCUAACUGUGAACGCCACCAGUUGCGCAAACACGGAGUUACCACCUGUUCCCUGAGAAGAAACGGGCUUAUCCCCCAGUCAAAAGAGAGUGAUGUUGGAUCCCAUGAUAGCACAGACAGCCAGUCGGAUGCAGAGACAGCGGCCGCCGUGGGCGAAGUGCUAGACCUCACCUCGCAUGACAGAGGGCAGCCAUCGGAGGGCACCGCUGAACUCCAGCAUGUCACAAGGGAUGCCCCCGCUGAGCAGGCUAAGAUGGAAACGGUCUCGCCUUUGCACCAGGAAGAGCAGGGGCCCCGGGAGAGCCAUGAGCCGGAGGAAGCGCAUGGCACCGAGGAGAGCACUGGUGACGCCGAUGGCUUAGAGGAGGACGCGGCCAGCAACCAGAGCCUGGACCUGGACUUCGCCAGCAAGUUCAUGGACUUCAAGCUGGCCGAGGGCGAGGGAGAGGCGAGCGCCGAGGGCGCGGCUGCGCAGGAGCAGAAGCUCGCCUGCGACACCUGUGGGAAGAGUUUCAAGUUCCUGGGCACCCUGAGCCGCCACCGGAAAGCGCACGGCCGCCAGGAGCCCAAGGAGGAGAAGGGCGAUGGAGUCAGCACUGCGGAGGAGGGGCCCCAGCCCACCCCUGAGCAGGAGGAAAAGCCCCCCGAGACCCCUGCGGGGGUGGUAGAGUCGGCCCCAGGUGCCGAGGAUGCCCCGGCAGAAAAGCCCUCGGAGGAGACUGAGGGCCCCUCCGAUGCGGAGGGCGCGGCUGAGAAGAGGUCCUGGGAGAAGAGUGAUGAUGACAAGAAACCAAAGACAGACAUCCCCAAAAGCGUGGCCAGCAAGGCAGACAAGAGGAAGAAGGUCUGCAGUGUGUGCAACAAGCGGUUCUGGUCGCUGCAGGACCUGACCCGGCAUAUGCGCUCCCACACAGGGGAAAGGCCAUACAAAUGUCAGACCUGCGAGCGAACCUUCACCUUGAAGCACAGCCUGGUUCGCCACCAGCGGAUCCACCAGAAAGCCAGGCAUGCCAAACACCAUGGGAAGGACAGUGACAAGGAUGAGCGGGGUGAGGAGGACAGCGAGAACGAGUCCACCCACAGCGGAAACAACCCCAUCUCGGAGAAUGAAGCUGAGCUGGCUCCCAAUGCCAGCAACCACAUGGCCAUCACCCGGAACCGGAAGGAGGGCUUGGCCAGUGCCACCAAGGACUGCAGCCACAGGGAAGAGAAGAUCACAGCAGGGCGAGCAUCCGAGCCUGGCCAGGGUGACCUUAACCCAGAGAGCCCUGCGGCCCUGGGGCAGGACCUGCUGGAGCCCUGCAGCAAGAGGCCCGCCCACGCCAUCCUGGCCACGGCUGACGGUGCCUCACAGCUCCUGGGGAUGGAGUGACAGCCUCAGCCCCCCUCAGCACAGACAAAAGCCAGCAGAGCAAAGCAUCGCAAGUCUAUACUUCGUGGGGUUUCCUCAGUUCCCUUCCGCUGUUGGGGAUUAAGAGAGAGUGAGUGAGAGAGACAAGCAGGAGUGUGGCCGCUCACUCAGUGCCAUAGCCUCACCGCAGCCUGCGUGGGAGGCCCCAGCCCCUGCCGAUUCCAGUGCCUUCACUACUUACCGGAUCUCUCCAUAUCAUCAUGGGUGUUAUAUUUUUCCAAAAUGACUUCUUAAGACAAAUAUAAUGAAUUGGCUGGAGAGGACCUCUUCAUUUGAGCAUUAGCGUUAUUUUAUAUUGGUGUGUGUGAGCUUGUUCUUGUGAAUCUGUGAUAGCACCGUUUGUUCUGUGAGCUGGAAACAGAAGGAAAAAACAUACCCUUGGGUACCCAUAGCCAAUAACUGGAAGAAAAUGAUGUGAAUUUCAUGUAAAUGACCAGAGGAGAGAUGGAUAAGAUGAUAAUUUCUCAAAUAGACAUUUUCCUUUUUUUCUGUGUGCUUCAUGGUGGAGUUGUCAUCUGGUCCUUGGUAUUACAGGAUGUGGUUAAUGAAGGUUUCCAAUAUGGUUUCAAGCCAAAACCAGGAAAGAGUCUAGCUUCAGCCUCCUGUCCGUUUCCACUCUGUCAGCGUUAGACAUGGUCACUGUUCGAGUUUCAAGACAUCCGCUCUUAACUACAGAGAAGAGUUACUCCCCUGGCAUCUUAACCUAUGGAAAACAUGCACGGAUAGCAUAUAUUUGAUUGUCCCCUUUCCCUUUUAGUAUAUGUAUUAUUAAUAUUAUUAUUAUUUUUAGUUCAUCAGUUUGCUGGUCUCUGCAGUCAGCAGAAUCAAAUGGGCAAUAUUUGUCCUGGGAGACCUGUGCCACACCCAGGUCCCCGAGUAAACGUGUGCCUGCGGCUGUGGUUGGCACCUUCGGGUGGUAGCUCUUCUACUGUACUGAGACAAGCCUUUCUUCCGUCACUGCAGAAUUUGGCCAUGAGCAGUCUUCCCAAGCAUGGCCCAGGAGCAGCUCAGAGAGGGUGGAGUGAGGAUGUGUGCAUCCAGGGAACGGGCAUCGAGAAGCCAGGGUUGUGCCCGGAGCACUGCAGAGAUGGCUUUGGAGAAAGCAAAGCAGUGACCCAGUGACCAGGCACGUUACUCAUGUGUGAGGUAUUCCCAGUCUUCCCGCUAAGCCCAAUCCAAGCCUUCCCCAGCUGUGCUACUGUCAUUUGCAAAGCGAGGAAAUACUACUACUGGUAAUAAAACUACACAUGCAAGAUGUCAGAUGAGAAAUAGAUUUAUAUUUACCUUCCUGCAAUGUGGGGUUGGUGCUUGAAGAUAAAUGUGCUGUUUCUAGUUUCUUAAAUAGCUGAAACCCCUGGUUGCAAAAAAGCAGGAUUCUUUUUACUCAUGCAGGCAAUAGACUUCCCUUAGUGUCGCUGCCCACAGGGAGGAGAAUAUAGUCCACUGCAACUGAGCUUCUGGUCUCUCAGCCAAGACCUCAGGGCCAGGGGGAGCCCAGGCAGCCUGCUGCCGGGAACUCCUGGCUUGCUGCAGUGCGUGGAGCCUCUUGCCUUCCCCUGGGGAGGCACCCCUGUGCCCUAGCUUCCUUCCCCAGGCCUUUUCUGGCCCCACAUGCUCCUCCUUUUCUUAGACUUGUUCUCACAGAAACAUGCAUGCCCCUUUCUCUCCACCACCUCACUGAUUUCUGAAAUCCAACCUCCCAGACUUCAAAGGAAGAUAGAUAUUCUUGAGAUAAUGAAAAGUGAUAUCUUUGCAUAUGAAAGGAAAAAAGGUUGCGGUAUAUAUGACUUUUAACUGUAUUAGGGAUGUAUGAACCAGUUUAAAAACAAGGUUUUAUUUAAUGUAGAGAUGAAUGCAAAUCAGAACCAAUGAUUUCUUGGUCUACUUAGUUAAAACCAGUUCAUACAUCCCUUAGGCUUUUUUUUUAUUAUUAUUACAGUUUUUGUUGUUAUUUUUGUUAUUAUUAUUUGGGGUUUCUUAUGUUUUUUCUUUGCGACUCUCCACACUAAACUCGCAAUAUUGUGGGGAGAAGCUGUGACUAAACUCUACGCUGCGGUGAGAUGUAGCAGUAAUCAGCUCCCAGCGACGUGUGUAGCCCGGGCUGCCGCUCGCAAUAAUCACUAUUGAUUUAAAGCUUUACUUAGCCUUGAUCUGUACCCUCAUAGUCAAUAAGGUCUUGCCACAUUAGUGAGGUGGAGAAACGUGUUAUUUGUUUGUUGUUUUUGCCCUCCCUCCACCCCCCCAAUAUUAAACUGUGAAAUUUGUGAUUUGUUUGAACUCUGGGUGAAUCAUAGCUUAGUUUGCAUGUCCAGCUAAUUUGUUUCUAUACAUUUUGUUGAUUCUCUUUCUCCUUCUCUCAGGGCUUUUACAAAAAAAUAUAUAUAUAUGGAUCUUCUGAAAAGUUUUUUGAGGUGCAAGUUUUUUCUCUCGUUUUUUUUUUUUUUUUUUCCUCAUUGAUUAAUGGACAUGAUGCUGAGAUUCAAUCACUACAUGAAACACCUGGCUGUGAAAACAAAAGAAAACCCAGAGGGCUGUUUUCCAAGCAUCACUGGGGAAGCUACGUAACAGUCGGAUGCCGGUUUCGGAAAGAUUCACCAUACGUUCUGAUCCUCUGUUCGUCUCUGUGCUCUCCACUUUCUUCAGAAGGAAAUUGAUCCUAGUGAUUUCAGCCCAUGCAUUAAACAGGAAACAAUAAUUUGUAGAAUUCAUAUUUUUCUAAAGGGAACUUAAAAACUGCUGCUACAUGUUAUGUACAAAACUGGUUUAUGCCACAUGAACAGAGAAUCACAAGUUUGGUUUUGGUACUUUUUGUUCCUCUUUAUAUUCAGUUGUAUAGAACUUCCAAAUUCAGAAUGAGAAGAAAGCUGUUCUGUAUCAAACCAUCUAAGCAAUAAAUGGUAUAUUUUAAAAGCGGCAGAUUGCCGGUCA